Scleropages formosus (Asian bonytongue) is the source of this 4912-nucleotide messenger RNA. It is a transcript of the gene rps6kl1, whose product is annotated as ribosomal protein S6 kinase-like 1. Gene Ontology annotation, molecular function: ATP binding; protein kinase activity. NCBI's taxonomy places the organism in Eukaryota, Metazoa, Chordata, Actinopteri, Osteoglossiformes, Osteoglossidae. The record is from RefSeq and is a predicted model, not a curated record. The transcript is spliced from 11 exons. The coding region runs from base 291 to 2696 and encodes 801 amino acids. Gene Ontology annotation, biological process: protein phosphorylation.
CCGUUCCUCUUUCUGUGAUGUGCUGCUGAGCAGGCCGUGUGGGCAGGGUGAUGCUGAGGCUGAGAGUGCGGGACAUGCAGGAAGCAGACCAGGUUGAGGACUCCGCCGAGGAACGGUCCUUGCCCACGGGAGGAGACGUGAACGAGGCACCCGGUCCGGGUCUGGUGGCAUGAGUCCGGCGGGGACAUGUGGCUCUGUCUAGAGGACACGCAGCGCGCACCGCCCCCUGGCCUGGUUUGGCCCAGCUGCCGGAGCUCUCCAGAGCGCUUGGAGUCGGACCCCGGCCAGAGAUGGCCAAGAGGGACUACCUGGUGGACGCCGCAAAGCAGAUCCGCAUGGCGCUGGACCGGGAGGUCAGCGAGGAUUACGAGGCGGCCUUCAACUACUACAAGAACGGGGUUGACCUGCUGCUCAACGGCAUACAAGUGGACCCAAACAAGGAGAGACGAGAGGCAGUGAAGCGGAAGACCACUCAGUACCUGAAGCGCGCAGAGGAAAUCUUCAACUCUCACCUGCAGGGCAGCCUGGGAAUCGGGACCACUCUGUCUGGGGGCUACAGCAGCCUGAGGUUUCGGCCCAUCAGGAACCUCAGCAUGCCGGUGGAGGACCUGAAGACGUGCAAAGUGGUCGGGGUCGUCGAUAAGGUCCUGGCUGUUCAAAGCCUCACCGCCGAAGAGACGUUCAUCGUGAAGAGCCUACCCAAGUCAAGCGGGGAGAGUCGCGAGCAGCCCACCAUCAUCCCCCAGGGUGUGCCCUUCAUGGUGAAGCUGCUCCGCUACUAUGUCAGCGAGGAUGCCGUCUACCUCCACCUGGGCUACGUUCAAGGAGGGAGGCUCUUCUCAAAGCUGCGUAAGUUGAGGAAUGAGAAGUUGAAGGAACACCCUGAGUGCUGUAGCCCCGCCAACUGCAAGAUCCACCUCAGGAACAGCUACACCACCCCCGCCAUGAGCCUGGACGACCAGCAGAGCAGCAAGACUGUAGUUUGGCUGGCUUCAGAGGGCAGCGCUCACCAGGACCCGGAGCCAGGGGACACCGAAUCUCUCGCCUCCUGGGAGGAGGUGCAGAGACAACUGGAGAGCUGCCGGACACACUCCUACUGUGAGGAGACAGGCUGUUUGUACAGCGCUAGGGCCGGACACUCGGACGAUCCGCCGGAGCCAAAUCGGGCGUCCGGGCCGCCAGAACGGGAUGCCGCAUUGGGGGCUGGAUCAGCGCACAUCACGGUGCAACGGCUAUCGCACACUCAGGUAACGUGUACUGUGCCACCACAUGGCCGCUUCACAGGAGGGCUCGAUGAGGCUCCCAGCAGGACCUGGGAUCCUCUGAAGAAGCAUGUGCAGACAAUUGAGUCCAGCCCAGAUUUCCAUGUCAACGACACAAGUUGCUUCAAGAGCCCAAAUCCAAGCGACACUCGCGCGUGGAACGACGUAGGCCGAGAGGUGGCAGGAGCCUAUGGAAUACCUCACGUGGCCAAGUCCUCCGCAGCGGCUCCAUGGGUUCUUCAGCCUUCCAAAGGUGAGCCAACUUCACCAGUGGACGCUAAGAGUCAGGGCAUUGAUACACCUACUCUGGAGCUAGAUGUACGCAAGCAAAUCCAGGGCAGGCGUGGUGCGGCAGCAGAGACUGCUCGAAGCCCCGAAGGUCCUCGCUUGGUCUGUGACCCAAACAGAAACCCCGUACAUGCAACGGGUGUUCUCAGCUCGCACGGGUCGCCUGGAUCCGGGUCGACUUGUAGGCCAACAGCUGCGGAAACUAAAAAGACUGUAGAAGCCAUAAGGACAGAUGCACUUUCUUGCGUUGAGGAAGCUGUUCCUGCGGUGCAAACAGCAAACACGUUCUCAGGAAAUACCCAGCCCUCCUCUGGUUCUCAUAGCCGUGGCACAGAUAUCCCGACAAGCGUCUCCUUGGAUACCCCGGAACCAAAGGACCUCGGUGAGAGGCAUCGAGGAGAAGAGGCGGAUGACGGUUGGGAGCUGCUAAGCCCUCUGAAGAGAGAUGCGGCCGAAGCCAGAUCAACAGGGGGGCAACCGUGGGAUCCGCAUCCAACACCCCCUGCAGCUGCUCACAUGUCAAGUAGGAAGGCAGAACCAGAUGGGCUGGAGGCAGAGCAGCCCAUUGAGGUGGACGGGUGGUGCUUGCUUCCUCGGAUCCCGGCGCGGCGGCCCAAGGAAAAGAGCGAGCAGGGCUGCCGGGGUCUCCCGGAAGCCGAGGUUCGACUGUGGGGAGCCCACAUCGUGCUGGCCCUGGAGAGCCUGCACCAGCAGGGCAUCUUGUGCCGGGAUCUUAACCCAAAGAACAUCCUACUUGACAGCAACGGAAACGUCUGCCUGACCUACUUUGGCCAGUGGAGUGAUGUUCAGCUGGAGAUCAGCGCCAAAGCGAUGGAGAACAUGUACUGCGCUCCAGAAAUCGGAGGGGUGGCCGAGAUCACGGAGGCCUGCGACUGGUGGAGCCUGGGGGCCCUUCUCUACGAGCUCCUCAGCGGCAUGCCCCUCCGCCAGUGCCACCCCACCGGGAUCCUCUCCCACACCCAGCUGCUCAUCCCGGAUCACCUGAGCACCGCGGCCGCCUCUCUGCUCAGCGAGCUCCUGCAGUUUGACGCGGGACACCGGCUGGGCUCCGGAGGCGGCGGCGUGAGCGACAUCAAGUGUCACCCCUUCUUCGGUGCGGUGCGGUGGCACUCCCUGGGCAGCUAGGGCUCCGGCAGCCAGCCUCCCCGACGUCUCCUCGCCCACCGACCGGGACCGACGGGGUAACCUCGCUGGCGCUUGCCUGGCGGACUAGUGUCCCCUAGUGGUGGAAAGACCAAAGGUUCCGAGCGCCGCGCAGCUCUUUCCUGAAUAGCGCUCGCUCCCGGUCCCUUGGAGAAACGACACCGUACGGAAGAGCGGGGCAGGACGACACCGAAGGCGCUGCGACUCCGGGUCGGAAUGACAGCGAUCGCCGAGCGAACCGUGCAGAAACCGGACUCGAUCAAAUGCACCGAGGUCCGACGUACCAGACCGGUUCCCUGUAGCCAUUCGUUCGUUCGUUCAUUCGUUGCUUUCCUGCAAAGCAACUUACCACGUGAAGCUACUUACACUGCUUUACCCGUUUGCACAGUUCUCUCAUUUUUUACUGCAUCAGUUGAGGGUUAGGGCACUACAGCGGGAGGUGGGAUCUGAACUUGGGAGCAGACAGUCCAGAGGAAGCAGCGCCAGCCGUAGCACAACGUCCAUCGUGAUUUCAGCACGCUGCGGUAAAACCUGGUGGACACGGUAUGGGUGUUUCGUACUCAUCGCUGCCGAAUCCCAGCGGCCUGACGAGGGCGAUCUGCCGACGGAGUAGUUAGAGACAACCUGCUGCCCUCGAAGGACACCGGUUCGAAUCUCGGCUCCUUCCGUAGUAACGCCGCUCACGGAGGCCUCCGAUCAGUCCAGGUGAACCGAUUCCCAUUCGCGCGUCACACCGCGCGGUAAGGAGAAGUGGCCGAGGAGCUUCUCGCGGAUUCGGCGUCAGCGUGACCGGGGAAGGUCGCCUCGAGGAGGAACCCAUUCGCUGCGGUGGGACUGAUGACUUGAGGUUUUCGAGAAAACAUGUCUGAGAACAAGUGGGAACUUUGACAAUGAUAUUGUGCAGGUCCCGUCUCCCCCCCCCCAGCCCCCCAGCCCCCCACGACCACGGGCCACACAUUGAUUCAUUUCCUCUGAAUCAGUCUGUGAGGUAAACACUUCUUACUGUGCGGUUACCCUUCCUCUCAAACUCCGCCUUCGGCCCCCCACUCAGACACUAGAGCCGAGCGCGAGCGGUCGGCCCCGCGCCGUGCGGGAGAUGGGGAAACGUGGACACGUGGACGGGCGUCCGGGAGAGUUCCGCCCGAGGUGCUCUUCAUACUCGUCGACACACUUUUUCAAAUAUUUUCCCACGCUGUCGGAAAAUGAGUUUUCACGCUUUGGAUUUUGCUGUAAAUCAGAGUUACUUUUCCUCUCCUUUCGAGACGUCCCCCACUUCUCGUUUUCUCGGUUUUCUUCAUUUCGACACGGAUCAAUCGGGUAAAACAGCCGACGCACAUUUCAUACCUGAACCUUCAGCAGACCUUCGAUCCGUCUGCGACCUAAAGUGGAAGAAUUUUACUCCAUCGCUGUAAAUGUGCGGUGCAUCCCCAGAGAGGGACGGGUACAGCUUUAUCGUGUACUAUAUUGUUUAUAUUAUAACAAACGAGUACGCCUAAUUCCCAUGUUCCCCCCCACACGCGCACACACGUACGUACUAGCAUAAGCCCAAAGGACAAAGCAGACAAGGUGUCUGGCGAACAUUCAAGUGCUUCUGGCCUGAAACACAGACUAGGGAACGGUGCACAAAAGGGGGAAAGCGUCUGCUGAGACGAAUCACCGAGACAAAGAGCACCUGCUACCAUUUAUGCAUGUAUGAUUUCAGAGAAAUAAAUUUUUGGAUGCCGACUCUGUGUCCUUUUCAAUAUUUAGUCUGCUCGUGGCUGGUGAAUAUGUUGUGCGUGGGGUUAAUGGAAAAGGUACACGGGACUCAGCGAAAGAGAUCCAAUAAAAUCACUAUUAAAAUAUCGCCCUUAUAAUACCCCGUUAAAAAAGUUGUAACUUUACUAUUAAUGGUGAAAGCACAUUUUUUACUGCACCAGCGACAGUCACACAGUAUAGCCAUCGUGCAUUUCCGUAUGUUGUGCGACCACAUCUCUCGCACGUGUCACUCAAACACGAAAAGCGGUAACUAACGUGACUAAGUCCUAGAUGUCUAACGCGCACGUGUGACACGUAGAUGCUUUGGAGAAAAGCACCUGCUAAAUGAAUAAAAGUAAAUGUAGGACCAGCAUCCACAUGCAGCACCAUCCAUCUAUUAGUGCCCUAUCAGACAAGCGCAUGUAAUCGUUCAUAAAGCUUUAUAUUGUACAUUUUGCAUU